Molecule: messenger RNA, 4578 nt
Organism: Jaculus jaculus (lesser Egyptian jerboa)
Lineage: Eukaryota; Metazoa; Chordata; Mammalia; Rodentia; Dipodidae
Gene: Znf438
Product: zinc finger protein 438
Exons: 9
Coding region: 609-3107 (832 amino acids)
Biological process (GO): regulation of transcription by RNA polymerase II
Cellular component (GO): nucleus
Molecular function (GO): sequence-specific DNA binding; DNA-binding transcription factor activity, RNA polymerase II-specific
Source: RefSeq, a predicted model, not a curated record
GGAAGGGUUUCUGGGUCGGUUGCCGGUCUGGAGGACCGGAAGGCCGCUGCGGUUUCCACACGUGUAGAACUUUUUAUGAACGUGGGCGGGAAGGCAGGCAAGAUGAGAAAAAUGGAGACACAGAGAGCUGCCCAGGUCACACAGUGGUGUACUAUUGUGUCCUGCCAGUGAUGGAGAUAAAGAUGAAUGCCAUAUGUCAUCCAGUACAGAAGUUUUGAAAUUAGUCAGAUCACUUCAAGUUCUGUGCCACAGCAGCAGGAUGGAGUAGUGACGGACACUCCAGGGACACAAAGCCGAAAAUAGUACCUCUUUGACCCUUAGAGAAGUUUUCUCGGAAGGGGUUACUGACUGUAUUGAUAUCUUUAAAGUUGAUUCAUCAAAUAUAAUUGAAAGAUGCCUCUCCAAGGGUCUGGGGCUAAUGGGGUCAAGACAGAUGUAUACCCUACCCUUGUAGGGUCUUGAAUCUUUUGGGGAAGACAGACAUUAAAUUAAAUUAAUAUCAGUAUGAUCUGUAUUAGAAGAGGAGAUCUAAAAUGUGCAAAGGGAACAUAGGAAAACAGGAUUUCAGCUAACUUGGGAAACUUACUGUUCAAGGCACAUACAUCAUAAUGCAGAGUUCAUCAGUUCUACCACAAGAUCAAAUGAAGAAAGACCACACUACAGAAGAUGGUGGUGGUUCCCAGUCUAGCAGUGCUGGGGAGAAGCCGCUGGCUCCACACACGUCAGAAUCCCCUGAGAAGACAGCCUGCACAGGUGAAUCAAAUAUCCCAUCUGGAACAAAACAAAGUGGGAAAAGUCUGCAGAAUAAGAGUCAGUUUAGGAGCAUUGCACCAAAGAUUGUGCCCAAAGUCCUAACAUCCAGAAUACUACCCUGUCCUUCACCAUCAAUGUCUGAUCAAGGGAACCUGGCACCCUCCCUUGCCUCCAAGUCCCUGGGCAUGCCCACACAGAACUAUGCCCUGAUGCAGGUGGCUGGCCAGGAGGGGACAUUUUCUCUUGUUGCUUUGCCAAAUGUUGCCUCAGCUCAGCCAGUUCAGAAGCCCAGAAUGUCCCUUCCUGAAAACCUAAAACUGCCCAUUCCUCGAUAUAAACCACCGAGAAGUAACAAGGGACUAAGAAAGAAGCGGGGCAUGAGUGCUUCUGAGGCUAGCUGUCAUAACCCCCCUGAUGAAGUCCAGACAUGUUGUCAGAUGUCCCCUCCCUCACAAGCCCAUCAUGAGCUCCCACGCAAAUCCAGUCCAUUCAAGCAAAUGGUCUCAUUAGACCAAGCACCAGUCAGCAUUGGCUCAGCUCCCCUGACCAGCAUCCAUGGAGAUAUAGACCCUCCUGACACCCUGGCAUCGGGCAUUCCCGAGGAGCCCUCUGCAGCACAGCACCCCUCAAAGAUUCCACAGAAGGCAAGCUGGGCGAGCACAGAAGUCCCUGCUAAACCUGCCGUUGCCACAGAAGAGCACACAGAACAGGGUGGUUCUGCACAAGCCACAGCUGGUCUGUCACCGGCCACUUUGAGCAGUGCAGUUCAGCUGGUCUCUCUUGCCCCUAUGAGUAAACUGGCCAUCUUACCCUGUUCACGACUGAAAACAACUGAGGUGGUCAAGGUUGAACCAGAUGCUGACGUGGCAGAUUGCUCUUCCUCUGGACGUGGGGCAGACCAUGGGAAGUCCUGCCUCACAGGCGUGAGCACAGCCACCAAAGCAGCCAGCAAAAUACCUGCUCCACGGGGCUCAAAGAGCAGCCGUGAAAGCGCCUUUUGUCCUGGCACCAGAGUGGAUCUCAGCCACAAAGCAAAACUCAGUGGUGGCCCUGCAAAGAGAAGAGGAAGAAAACGAAAGGUACCUGAUGAGGUUUUGGCAUUUCAGGGGAAAAGAAGGAAAUGCAUUAUGAAUAUGUGUAAGGAUGGCAAAGAAAGGUCAAAAAACAAUCCCCAAGAAUCCAGAGACCAGAAACCUGGGGCCUUGAGAAAGUAUCGUAGCAUUAUGCCCAAACCUGUCAUUGUCAUGUCUGCAUUGGCUCCCUUGGUCUCUCCUGCCACUGCAGUACAAUCCCAAAUGCCCAGCAACCUGGGGCAGGGGGCUGUGCUACAUAACUCACUGGCUUCUAAAUACCUGGGCUGUAGGCAGAACGACAGCCCUGCUCCUAAACCUGGCUCUGCGUACAGAAACGGAUUCUCUGGCAUUAAGAAGCCUUGGUACAAAUGUCACGUCUGCAACUACCCCUUCCAGUUCAAACAACACCUUCUGGACCACAUGAAUGCACACACCAACAGACGGCCUUACAGUUGUCGGAUUUGCCACAAGGCCUACGUCCAUCCCGGCAGCCUCAGCACACACAUGAAACUUCACCAUGGUGAGAACCGCCCGAAGAAGCUUGUGUGCUGUGAGUUUUGUGCUAAGGUGUUUGGGCACAUCCGGGUCUACUUUGGCCAUCUGAGGGAGGUUCACAGGGUUGUGAUCAGCACGGAGCCCUCCCCCAGUGAGCCGAAGAACAGAGACGCUGCUGCGCAAGGGCCGGACGGCUCACUUGAGAGGGAAAGCAAGUCAAGCCUGGAAGAAGACUUCCUUCUAAACCAUGUCGAAGAAGUCAAGUUACAGAUCAGGUGUGGCCGCUGUCAGAUCACUGCUCAGUCUUUCGCCGAAAUCAAGUUUCAUUUGCUUCAUGUUCAUGGGGAGGAAGUCCAGGGAAGGCUGCGAGAGGUGAUCUUACCAGAUAGCAGGGCCUCCACUCCUGACCAGAAGCAGCGCCCGGGGAAGAGAAAGCAGCCGAAGCCCUGGGGCUCUGCGGAAGACUCACGUGCGCUUCCGAAGCCGAAAAGGCAGCUGUCUGCCCAGCAUCAGACCCAGGUGGAGACGCUCCCCGAAAAUGAAGGUGGCCAACCAGGAGUAAAUGGUCCCCCGGGCUCUGCACAUCCCAGCCCCCACACUGGCCUUCUCUGGUCUCAUUCCGGCUUUAACUGCCUCCUCUGUGCCCAGACUCUGGGGCGGAAGGAAGACCUGCUCCUCCAUUGGAGGCAGUGGCAUAACUGUGAGGACCCCUCCAAACUCUGGGCUAUCUUAAGUGCACCCCCCAGCCAAGUAGCACUGCCACUUCCCAGUGAAGCCAGUAAGUGACACCCUGUAGACCCCUGGGUUAAAGAGAGUUUUCCUAACACCUUUCUAUCACAGCUCUGCAUUUUGUAUUAGUAUUUAAUUAUAUCAUAAGAACCCAGUGCAUCAGCAUCAACCUGAACGCACAGAGAUAAUUUUUGUACAUAGUUAUAUUUUCUUAAAAAAUAAAAUAUGUACCAUGAAUGCAUUUUAUUCUGACUAUAUGUAGUCUCACUCUAAAAGUCCAUGUACUAGAGCUGUGGAAAGGGCUCCGUAUGCAAAAGUACCUGCCAUGCAAGCUAAGAUUCCCCAACACUCACGCAAAAUGAGGACUGUGGCUGUAUGCAGCACAACACAGCCUAGGACUUGCUGACUAGUUCUUUUAGAUGAAUCAGCUGCAGGUUCAGUGUGAGACAGUGGCUCCAAAGUGAGGUGGAAAGUGACUGAGGAAAACACCAGCAUCACCCUCUGACCCGCCACGGGCUGUCACGUGCACCUACACACACACACACACACACACACACACACACAAACAUUCAAAAAAUAAACUGGGUAAACAGCCCCAUGUACUGACUCCUCGAUAUCUUAGGCCUCAUUUCAUAAUAAAUAAAGCACUUUGGAGAUUGAAGUCUACAGAGGACUAUCUCAGAUAUGUUUCUUAGCAAGAAUGUAUAUGUGUUUGCUUGUGCCCUUUUACCCCAAUAUUUUCUGCUUAUAUUAACAGCACAUGUGAACAUUUUCUAGGUGAUAAUUCAUUUCUGUCCCAGCCAAAGUAUCUAUUGAGUUAGAUGUUAAAUGUUGAUAUUUAUUAAAGCCUCAGGUUUAUUUGGAUAUGUUAUGGAACAGCCAUGUUAAUAGUUUUCUUCUACCAUAAUUUAAAAUCUAUGUUUCCAAGACAGAUUUUUUUUAUAUAACUUUGCUAUUUUCUUAAAUGUCCUUGAAGUCCUUGAAGAUUGGUAGUUGGCAAGUCUUACAGCUAUAGUGUUCCAUAUCAAAAUAAUAUAAUUUUUUUUACUACUUCAGUUAAUAAUAAAAUCCACUUUCUUGGUAGAAAGUUAUUUUCAAGAAGUCUUUGGGGCCAGAAAAUUUACAACCUGGAAGGUGAACUAACUGGUGCAGCCCAGAUGUGUCAGAGUCUCCGGCGCCUUCUCUCACUCCCAACAACUUCAGAGGGUUGUCGCCAGCUGAUCAAUUUUAGAUACAACUGUGCCUUUCAAGCCCAGGUUCUCUUUGAAAGUCAAGAGUAAGUGAUUGCCUCUUAAAUUCCUGGGAAAUUACCUUGAAUUACAAAAGUUAACAUUUGAAGUUUCUGGGCAUCUUGGUUGCAAAAUGAUUUCCUUAGAAGUGGGGAGUUUGAGCACCCACCCCCUAAACUCACCACCUUUGGAGGGAACAUUGUGCUUGUGGCUAGCUCUGUUUGCCCAGGCGUGGCCUGACAUUUUCCUGUGUGCUUAAGAAAGUUACCAAACAGAAGAAUUAAAUUCUGAUUGAUAAA